Molecule: messenger RNA, 330 nt
Organism: Prorocentrum cordatum
Lineage: Eukaryota; Dinophyceae; Prorocentrales; Prorocentraceae
Source: the annotation of a GenBank genome assembly
AUGGCGGCGCGCAGGGCCGCCGUGGACGAGAGUUUGGCGGCGCUCGAGGUUCGCAAGAUCUGCCGCGUCGUCCUUGAGGGGUUCGACAGGGUAGAGAACGCGCGGGCAGAACGCGCACAGAGCCAACUGCGGAGGGAACUCCGCCUGGCAGUGCCGAAAGCGGCGGGCGAGGGCCUAUGCGAGGCCCUCCAGGUGCCGUGGCCGCUGCCGCAGGAGGACUCCCAGGAGUUCCAGGCGCUGGGCGACACGGGGCUGGCCAUCUCUAAGAUAGUCAGUGGCCUGGCCGGCGCGGACGUGCCGGCGCACGUUUUCGACCAGAUCAACGAGGGA